GCAGAGGGAAGAGAUGAAUUCUCGAGUUUACAGCUUAUCUCUGAUUUGUCUACAGUAAAUUCUAAUAAUGCUCCUGAACCUGAUGAAAUUGAACCUAUUAAAAGUCAGUAUAUAGAACAAGGAUUAAUAAAAGAAUUGCUUAAUAGCAACCCUAUUAUAUCGUCAGUUAUAAUACCAGAAUAUCAAAC
Molecule: messenger RNA, 188 nt
Organism: Dentiscutata erythropus
Lineage: Eukaryota; Fungi; Glomeromycota; Glomeromycetes; Diversisporales; Gigasporaceae
Source: the annotation of a GenBank genome assembly